AGCAGCUGGGGCCUGAUGGCUCCUCGAGAGAAGCAGCUAUCGGGGCCUCCUGCUCGGCCCAGGGCGCCACACCCCACAGCCAGCCUCUUCCCCCUCCUGCUCCUCAGCCCCACCAAGCUGGGCCCCCAGAGGAGGAGGAGGAGGAGGAGGAGCGUUGGCCCAGGGUAUAAAGGGAUCCAGCCCUGGAAGGAGCCCCAGCUCUGCCCAGAAGGUUUCCUCCAGCAGCCGAGAGAAGCUCCCAGCCCACAGCCAGCCAUCAUGGUGCACUGGACCGCCGAAGAGAAGCAGCUCAUCACCACUGCCUGGAGCAAAGUGGACGUGGCCACCCUGGGUGCAGACUCCCUUGCCGGCCUGAUGAUCGUCUUCCCCUGGACCCGGAGAUUAUUCACUCACUUUGGGGACAUCUCCAGCCCUGCCGCCAUCAGUGCCAACCCCAAAGUCAGGGCACACGGUAAGAAGGUCCUGACCGCCUUUGCAGACGCCAUCAAGAACUUCGACAAGAUCAAGGACACCUUUGCCCCGCUGAGCGAGCUGCACUGCGACAAGCUCCACGUGGACCCCGUCAACUUCACGCUCCUGGGCCAGGUCCUCAUCACCCUCCUGGCCGCCCACUUUGGGAAGGAAUUCACCCCUGCUUACCACCAUGCCUUCCACAAGCUGGUCGGGGUGGUGUCUCAUGCGCUGGCCCGCCGGUACCACUGAGGCACCCCCAGGGAGAAGCGGCCGCCUCCUGCUGGUCUCGCCACCCACCGGGUGGGGUGGGGGCCACCCUUUCCUGCCCCCAUGUGACGCCUGAGCCUCUAAUAAAUCAUCCCUCUGCGAUCUGA
Lacerta agilis (Sand lizard) is the source of this 827-nucleotide messenger RNA. RefSeq names its product hemoglobin subunit beta-2-like. The transcript has 3 exons. Lineage: Eukaryota; Metazoa; Chordata; Lepidosauria; Squamata; Lacertidae. Gene Ontology annotation, molecular function: oxygen carrier activity; heme binding; peroxidase activity. The coding region runs from base 16 to 702 and encodes 228 amino acids. Gene Ontology annotation, cellular component: hemoglobin complex; haptoglobin-hemoglobin complex; blood microparticle. The record is from RefSeq and is a predicted model, not a curated record. Gene Ontology annotation, biological process: hydrogen peroxide catabolic process; oxygen transport.